AUGGGUAUGUGGAGUUGUGAUAUCGAGAACUGCGGCAAGACCUCUGACGAAAAAAACUACGAUCCUGCGGCUGUCCGAGCGGAACAAGAGGAAGUAGCCAAACUUCUUGCCAAAAUCAACGUUGCCGCGCUCACAUCUCGAGCCAGCUAUUUGCGCAAUGGCAUCGGCUGUUCCAUAUUGCAGAAGCUUCAAUAUGAUCCGUCAACGCGGAACUCAGUCAUGGGCGGUAUGAAUUAUCAUGUCGAGAUUUCGUUUGAGGAUGGCAUCUCCUGGCUGGCGCGCAUUCGGAGAUUCAAUGUUACUUCUCCCCCACUGAAGCUGCAGGAAUUCAUAAUGCGCAGUGAGGUUGCCACACUUGAAUUCUUGAGAGAAACGAAAAUUCCCGCUCCGAAGGUGUUUGACUUCUGCUUGGAUGAAGCGAACCCUGUUGGUGUUCGGUACAUUCUCAUGGAAAAAAUGCCUGGGAAAUCUCUCUCCUGGUCCGAUGCUACCAAAGAGCAACGAAUGAAGGUUAUAGAUCAGCUUGCUGAUAUCUAUGUUGAGCUGCAAGCUCACCCCUUUGCCAUGAUGGGCUCUUUGGAUAAAAUUGGUUCUAAAUUUGUUAUUGGGCCGUUUGCGAGAGAGUCCCUGGCCGACUUUGGAAAGUCCGGCUUGGAAAUGCUCGGACCGUUUUCCUCUUUGGAAGAAUAUUACAGUGCACACAUUGAAUUGAUUUUGGACUUGAUUGUGCGGCAAGAGGCCUAUGCAAACCGUCCAGUGGACGCCUUUUUGAUACAUCUUUAUCUCCAGGAAAACAUUCUUGCAAUUCUCCCAGAUGCUAGCCUAGAUGACGGAAAGUUCUAUUUGAAGCAUGCGGACGAGAAAGGGGAUCAGAUUCUGGUUGAUGACCAGUUUCGAAUUACAGGCAUUAUUGACUGGGAGUGGGCCCACACGGGUCCCAAAUCUGCAGUUUUCAAUUCGCCCAUUGUUCUCCUUCCACUUGCCGAAUUUUACGAAGGGGGAAAUUGCCUAGGUGGCGAAGAAUUGGCUUUUUCCCACUUGCUCGAAACAAAGGGGCAUCCAGAUCUUGGGGACAUAGUCAAGAAGGGGCGGCUUCUUCACCGCUUGCAAUUUUGCUGCGGUUAUGACCUUCCUGACUGGAAUGGGUACAAGGACAUCUUUAUGGGACUUGUCAGGGCCUUGCGCAACGAUGGAGAUUCGAACAUCCUGGAUUAUGAAACCUGGAAGGCAGAGGCCAUGGAGCGGUACCGUUCUGAUCAUAGACUGAAAGGUCUUUGCAGUUUGCAAAUGUAG
Messenger RNA from Penicillium canescens, 1293 nucleotides. Its product is annotated as phosphotransferase family protein. The record is from RefSeq and is a predicted model, not a curated record. The coding region runs from base 1 to 1293 and encodes 430 amino acids. The transcript has 2 exons. NCBI's taxonomy places the organism in Eukaryota, Fungi, Ascomycota, Eurotiomycetes, Eurotiales, Aspergillaceae.